Messenger RNA from Lucilia cuprina (Australian sheep blowfly), 2219 nucleotides. Its product is annotated as galectin-4-like. The coding region runs from base 505 to 2106 and encodes 533 amino acids. Gene Ontology annotation, molecular function: galactoside binding; carbohydrate binding. The transcript has 5 exons. NCBI's taxonomy places the organism in Eukaryota, Metazoa, Arthropoda, Insecta, Diptera, Calliphoridae. The record is from RefSeq and is a predicted model, not a curated record.
GAAAUGUCAAAUUGUACUGGCAAUCGAAUAGAAUUUAAAACAUGUGCACAAAUUGUAAAUAAAACCGAAUGUUGUCAUUUCGUGGUGCCAAGUGUAAAGUGAAUAUGAUGUAAAUAAUGUAAAAAAAUUGUGAAAUUUUAUUUGUUAUGAAUUGGAAAAAAACAAGUUAAAAAAUAAUUGUACAAUUAGUUAAAGAGAGUUCAAAAUAUAAUCCACAGACUAUAUCAUCCACCGCAUAAAGUACAGAAAGACGUAAGACAAAAAAGAAUAGAAUUGAAAAGUAAAAUCCGAUAAAAAAUUGAGCAAGUGAGUGAUUUAAUGGAGAGUGUGUUUAAAUAAAUGAGAAAAAAUCAAAUAAAAGUAAAGGAAAGGGGGGUUAGGAAAUAAAAAAACAACAACAAUUACAUGCAAAAAACGUAACUACCCAAGUAAAGAAAGAAAAAAAAACAGCAGCAAUUGAAAAUUACUGGAUUUCUCUCUGGCUCUGGCCAGGUCUCACUCAUUAUGGCCGCUUUAGUUUAUUGUGUGUGCAGUGCAUUGAAUGAUCUCUACGUCUUUUCAAAUGCCUACAGACGGUGUAAUUAUAAUUUUACACAAACAAUAAAAUAUCUAAAAUACAAAGAACGUUUGAAAUUAUUCUAUAAAUAUUGUUGUGAUUUUCGCGAAAAUUAUUAUCGCAAUACAGUAAAUAGUGCCAAAUUACAAGACCAAGACAAUCAUCAUCAUCUGCAUCAAAGGCCACCGCUGUUGUUGACAAGAAAAAUGUAUAAAUCUAAUCGAAGUGGAAUUGAUUUUGCAGCCAUAGAAGCAUCGGCGGAGGCAUUUGAAGUCAUUGACGCUUUUGCGGCGAAAACACCACACGGUUCGGUGGAAAAUUUCUUAGAAGCUGAAAGAAUCAAUACGAAUUUUCGUGAGAACUACUUUGAGGAUGACAUAGAAAUUAUUAAUGGCGUAGAAGCUGAAUAUGAAGAACGCCUACAAGAUUUUGAGGCCGAAGAUGAAGCCAUUUAUCACAAUCCAACUUUGGGCGAAUUACACGAGGGUGUUAGUUUUACGGUAACGGGUAGAACUAAACGUCAUUGUGAGAGAUUUUCUAUAAAUUUUAUUGUGGAAAAUGCUACCAGAGAUUUGGCCUUACACAUUAAUCCACGUUUACCUCAAAAUUAUAUAGUACGCAAUUCGAAAGUUCGUAAUGUUUGGGGUCGUGAGGAGGUGGCCUCUGCCUUACCAUUCAGUCUUCGGCGAGGUGCACCAUUUUCCAUACAAGUUCUUUUUACCGAAGAGUGUUAUAUGAUCUCUGUGAAUGGUUAUCAUUUUUGUAAAUUCUAUCAUCGUUUACCCUACAAGAGUGUUCAAACUAUGGAGGUUAAGGGUGAUAUAGACGAUGUCAGCGUAGAACGUAUGAUUGUUAGUCACUAUCCGGAACGUUUACCGGAAUCUAUACCAAAAUCUAUACGUUUGCACAAAUCUCUAAGAGCUGGUCAUGAUCCCGACGAGGAGGGUGGUGAUUUGACGGAUCACGAAGAGAAACAGGCCACACAAUGGCGUGAAGUUGUUGUUAAAGAUAAGAUUUGUCAUGAACCGAAUAUUUUACGCAAAGAUGAAAUGAAAUUACCCUAUUAUGGUGUCAUACCAAAAAAUUCAUUUCUCUUGGGUCAUGUCAUUAAGAUUGAGGGACGUGUUCGACUUUUGCCUCAAUCUUUCUAUAUUAAUCUACAGUCCGGACAUGAUUGUUGGCCACAUCCAACUAUUGCUUUGCAUUUAAAUCCACGUUUUAGUAAACAGAGCGUUGGUCCUAUUGGUCAGACUACGGUUAUACGUAAUUCAUGGGUUGAUGGCAGUUGGGGCACAGAGGAACGCUCCGAUAUGGAGACUACUUUUCGUCCAGGCAAAACAUUUAGUUUAUCCAUUGUUCAUGGCUCAAAUAACUCAUUUGAGAUUUAUGUUAAUCAUGAGCUCUUGACGGAAUACAAAUUUCGCUGUAGACCUGAUAAAAUUGAUACGAUUUAUAUACAGGGUGAUAUUAAGCUAUUUGAUGUGGUUUUACAGCGUAACACAUCGUUCGAAAAGAUUUCACCACAUCGUAGAGCUAUAGAGGAUUUGUAAAUAAGCAUUUCUUACAUUCUUAACUUAAAAAAAUGAGCCUUAUUUAUAUAAGCUUAAGGAAUAGUUAAAAACUCUAACUGAAGAAGGGAAGGAUGAAACAAUAUGGAACACUA